AUGGCGUCCGGCAUGCCCCCAGGAAGACCGGGAAAUCUUACCCCAGACCAGGAAGAGAAGUUGCGCAAGCUGUGGAACCUGAUUCUGUCCUUGGGCGAAGACAAUGCAACAGCAGACGGCGCGGCCGCAAGCACAGCCCCGAGUGAGACUUCGACACCAGGCAAAAAUGAGAAGCCCAAGAAGAAACGCGUCUCACUUUUCAAUCGCAAAGACAAGAAAGAGGAAGGUGCUUCCUCAAGCACCGUCAGCAGCCACAUCAAGGACGAUGGAGAAGACAAGUAUGGUCAGACGAAGCAAUUCCUCGAGGCCCUGGCCAGUCAGAGUCCCGAGGCCCUGCGUGCCACAAUAUGGUCCAUGGUCAAGCAUGACCACCCAGAUGCCCUGGCUCUGCGCUUUCUGAGGGCGCGGAAGUGGGAUGUUGAUAAGGCCUUCGUGAUGAUGAUCUCGACCAUGAAUUGGAGAUUGACUGAGAUGAAGGUUGACGAGGAGAUCAUGAAAAACGGCGAGGCGGGUGCACUCGAAGCUUCCAAGAGUGCGGACGCAAACACCAAGAAGCUUGGCCAGGACUUCAUGGCCCAGGCCCGAUCCGGAAAGACAUUUAUCCAUGGCAUUGACAAAGCGGGACGACCAAUUUGCAUGGUGAGAGUCCGUAUGCACCGACAAGGCGAGCAGUGCGAGGAGAGUCUUGAGAAGUACACAGUUUUCUUGAUCGAGACCUGUCGCAUGGUUUUGGCCCCCCCUAUUGACACUGCGACAAUUGUUUUUGACAUGACUGGUUUCUCUAUGGCCAAUAUGGAUUAUACACCAGUCAAAUUCAUGAUCAAGUGCUUCGAGGCAAAUUACCCUGAAUCCCUAGGAGCUGUCCUAGUGCAUAAAGCACCCUGGGUAUUCCAAGGUAUCUGGAAGAUCAUCAAGGGCUGGCUAGAUCCUGUUGUAGCCAGCAAGGUUCACUUUACCAAUAACGUCAAAGAAAUGGAAGAAUUCAUUCCCACGAGCCACAUCCUCAAGGAACUCGACGGCCAGGAGGACUGGGACUACAAGUAUGUCGAGCCGGUCGCUGGAGAGAACGAUAAGAUGAAGGACGCCGCCGCGCGGGAUGCUCUCCUCGCCGGGAGAGAAGAGCUCAUUUCUCAAUAUGAGGAAGCCACACUGCAAUGGAUCAAGGAGGCAGGAACUGACAAGGAGGCUGGUAUCAAGGCGCAAAGGGACGAGCUUGCUCACAAGCUCAGGGACGAUUACUGGAAGUUGGAUCCUUACCUGCGCGCCAAGUGUGUUCUGGACCGAACCGGCGUCAUCCGCGAUGGUGGAAACGUCGAAUUUUAUCCGAAGACUGCACCCGCCGUACCGACUAAUGGUGCUACCAAUGUCGAGACAUCAGCAGACGAUGUAGAUUAG
Colletotrichum chrysophilum is the source of this 1395-nucleotide messenger RNA. RefSeq lists its product as uncharacterized. NCBI's taxonomy places the organism in Eukaryota, Fungi, Ascomycota, Sordariomycetes, Glomerellales, Glomerellaceae. The transcript is spliced from 4 exons. The record is from RefSeq and is a predicted model, not a curated record. The coding region runs from base 1 to 1395 and encodes 464 amino acids.